Messenger RNA from Orbilia oligospora ATCC 24927, 1308 nucleotides. RefSeq lists its product as uncharacterized. Bases 1 to 1308 code for a protein of 435 amino acids. The transcript has a single exon. NCBI's taxonomy places the organism in Eukaryota, Fungi, Ascomycota, Orbiliomycetes, Orbiliales, Orbiliaceae. The record is from RefSeq and is a predicted model, not a curated record.
AUGCAAUUUGACCAAUAUUUUACGAACGAGAGAGAUAGAAAUUUAAACAUAUUCAAAGAUAUCUUCAUCGACACUUCAUUCACGGAUCCAGAAGGGAAAUGGAACGCAGUAAAGGAAGAAUUAAUCGCGGCGGCCGAAAGUGCAGGAGUUCAUCUCAUUCCUCGAGAAAGAGAUGACGAUGAGGUUAUUAAAAUGUACCGAGAGGUGAAAAAGAAACGAGAUAUUCUACAGAUGAGAGAGAGGCUAUCGGCAUUCUCGCAUACCACGCCGGUAAAGUCUCCUCUAUUUCUUACGGAUGAUUCGAGCUCGAGCGACGAUGGAGACGAGGUACCAGAUACACCAUGCAAAGUUCCUGCGAAGUAUAGCUCGGAGACAAAGAAACGCAAGUUUAUGGCAUUGCAUGACAAGAUAGAGGUUCCCGCUCGCAAAGAUGGCAGGAAACUCAAGCUGCCAACAGAUAUUUUAUUUCGCUACUCAGAUGGUGAAUCAUUUGGAUACAACUCAGAUACAAUCAUUAGGGCAGGGCUUUUCCGUGAUAUCUCCCAGCCAGUCCCAGAACCUCUCGAAAUGAACAGUCCAGAAUUUGACAAGCAUGCAGCAAAUCAUCUAAACCGUGAGAAGAUUCCAACCCCCAUGAUCUCCACAUCUAAUAGCCUGAUGUGGGUUCUCCGAAAAGCUGCUCUCAGCCGUCGUUGGACGAGUGCCACAAACCCUCGAAUUACCAUUGUCGACCCGAGAUAUUUGAAGAAGACAUACCGUGCAAGUGACUUCAUCGCAGGUCUUUGCAAGCGACAGCCAAUGAUUCCAGCGGCACAUCGAUAUGGUGGUCACUACGACAUUCUAGUCUGGGCUGAAAUCCCCAAGCAGGCUAUCGUGAAUGUAAUAGACUACUUUGAGCUUCUACAUGCCACAAGUGUUCCUCGACAUAUCCAUAUCCACUUUCGAAUGGAUAUUGUGAGCCGUGUGAAGAUCAACAGUGUGAUUUAUGGAAUGAAGUUCGCAGUUGCGUGUUCCGAAGAAAUAGAGAGGGCGGUGGAAGACUUCAGUGUCAUAAUGCUUGGGAAGGCUGUUGCUACGGAUCUCAGAGAUAAGUUUAUCACGAACGUAAGUAUUGAUUGGGGGCUUGGAGCACGACAAGAGAAUCAAGACGUUUCAAAAUACUUUUUACCACGUUGGGCGGCAACAGAUGCCCAGCAGCUACUUCGUCUUGAUGCAGAUAUGUUCAGGAAAGAGGACCAAGUAAACAGUGGGAUAAAUCGAGGGCAAGACUCUAGACUACUUGAAAAUUCUGACGGGCAGCUGGCUUAA